Molecule: messenger RNA, 1832 nt
Organism: Salvelinus sp. IW2-2015
Lineage: Eukaryota; Metazoa; Chordata; Actinopteri; Salmoniformes; Salmonidae
Source: RefSeq, a predicted model, not a curated record
AUGCUGAGGGAUGGAGGGAGUACUCUGCUGAAGGAGGAUGGGAAGAAGAGCUGGAAGAAGAGAUACUUCCUGCUCAGAGCCUCUGGGAUCUACUAUGUACCUAAAGGAAAAGCCAAGGCUUCCAGAGAUCUGGUGUGUUUCCUGCAGCUGGAUCAUGUUAAUGUGUACUACGGACAGGACUACCGCAGCAAGUACAAGGCCCCCACAGACUACUGCCUGGCCCUCAAGCAUCCUCAGAUCCAGAAGAAAUCCCAGUACAUCAAGUACCUGUGUUGUAAUGAUGUCAGAACUCUACACCAGUGGAUCAAUGGGAUACGCAUCGCCAAGUAUGGGAAGACCCUGUAUGUGAACUACCAGGAGGCUAUGAAGAGGACUGAGGCAGCCUACGACUGGUCCUCUCUCUCUAGCUCCUCUAUCAAGUCUGGAUCCAGCUCCUCCAGCCUGCCUGAGUCCCAGUCGACCCACUGCAGUAGUGAUAGUGGUGUUGCUGUGUCAGAGAACAACCUGUCAGGCCACAGCCGCUCUCAGAGCCAGGUCAGCUCCAUCUUCUCCGAGGCCUGGAAGAGAGGCACCCAAGAUGAGGAGAGGAAGGUCCACUUUGAUACGGUGCCCCUGUGCACUGGAGGGACGGAGUACCGCCAGCCCAGUGAAGACUUCCCCUCUCUUCCUCAGUACCGCCAGCCCAGUGGAGACUUCCCCUCUCUUCCUCAGUACCGCCAGCCAGUGAAGACUUCCCCUCUCUUCCUCAGUACCGCCAGCCCAGUGAAGACUCCCCUCUCUUCCUCAUACCGCCAGCCCAGUGAAGACUUCCCCUCUCCUCCUCAGUACCGCCAGCCCAGUGAAGACUUCCCCUCUCUUCCUCAGUACCACCAGCCAACCCCGCCGCAGGCUACGCCCAUCUCCCACCCCGUCAGCCAAUCAUCAUGGAAGACGCAGUCACUGAAGAAGACUCCGCCUCUGACGCUGCAAGGCUGUCCCGGAGCCACACGGUCCAGGAGACCUUACCCUGUCCCCCGUACCAGCACCAGACCCCCCCAGCCUCCUUCGCCUGUCCCCGGCCCCCACCUCCCCGGGGUGCCUAAGGGGGGCGGUUACCCUCUCCUCGGUCCAACCCACUUCCUGGAGGACCUGAACCGAACCUUGAAGAGGAAGUCCAUCUCACGUCACGGCUCCCUCACGGGUCACGGUUCCACCCGGCUGGAACCCGUCUCUAUGGACGACAGCCUCCCGCUCCACCCUCCGGACCAACAGAGGGGGGGCAGGGCGGGGCACGGGUACAUUGUCCUCGGCUAUGCAACGUUACGGCGGGGGCCGCGCCCGCCCGCCAAAAAGGACGAAAGCACCAAACUGACGGGUGAGUGGUAGCUAGGGGUGGAUAGUGGUGGUAGCUAGGGAGAGGAGGAUGACUUGGGCCGAGCUGCCAAGGCUAUGGACCCAUCAAGGUCCCAGUCUACGACUGACUACAGCCUAUGGACCCAUCAAGGUCCCAGUCUACAGACUGACUACAGCCUAUGGACCAGUCUACAGACUGACUACAGCCUAUGGACCCAGUCUACAGACUGACUACAGCCUAUGGACCCAGUCUACAGACUGACUACAGCCUAUGACCCAUCAAGGCCCAGUCUACAGACUGACUACAGCCUAUGGACCCAGUCUACAGACUGACUACAGCCUAUGGACCCAGUCUACAGACUGACUACAGCCUAUGGACCCAGUCUACAGACUGACUAACAGCCUAUGGACCCAUCAAGGGCCCAGUCUACAGACUGACUACAGCCUAUGGACCCAGUCUACAGACUGACUACAGCCUAUGGACCCAGCUACAGACUGAC